AUGGCCGUCCUCUUGUCGGCCAUCUCGCUGCGGCGCAAAACACGCCUCUUGGUGUUCGCCGCCGCCGCCUUUCUCCUCAUCAUCUACGUCUUCCAGCCCCGCGCCGGCCGUGUGCACCUGCACAAGGUGCUGCAGCCCGCGCGCGAGUCCACGGACCCCAUCUUCUACGUCAACAGCUCUGUGAACUGGGCGCUGCGCCAGCGCCUGCACCCCAUCCCCGACGCCAGCCUCGUGCGCCUGCCGACUGGCACGCCCGCGCCCAUGCCGGCCAUCCAGUACAGCUUCCGCGCGGACCCCGACUACAAGUCCGCCGACGUCAAGCUGCUGCGCGACACGCGCCGCGACGCCAUCCGCAGCGCCUUUUUGCGCGCCUGGGAGAGCUACCGCCAGCACGCCUGGGGCUACGACGAGCUGCUGCCCAUCAAGCUGAAAGGCAAGGACGGCUUCAGCGGCUGGGGCGCCACGCUGGUGGACGCGCUCGACACGCUGUGGAUCAUGGACCUGCGCAGCGAGUUUGACGAGGCCGUGCGGGCCGUGGCCACCAUCGACUGGGACGCCGCCACGGGCUUCGAGUGCAGCCUGUUUGAGACCAACAUCCGCUACCUCGGCGGGCUGCUGUCGGCCUACGAGAUGAGCGGCGCCGCGCCUCUGCUGGACAAGGCCAAGGAGCUGGCCCACAUGCUGCUGGCCGCCUUCGACACGGCCUCGCACAUGCCGGCGAACCGGUUCCACUUUGACCGCGCCUGGCAGGGCCUCUUGGUGCCGGGCGACCACGAGGCCUCGGCCGCCGUGGGCACGCUGUCGCUCGAGUUCACCAAGCUGGCGCAGCUGACGGGCGACCACCGCUUCUACGACGCCAUUGACCGCAUCAAGCGCGCGCUCGCGCGGGUCCAGGACACCACGACGAUCCCCGGCCUCUGGCCGACGUUCCUGGACCUGCAGAACGGCUUCAAGGCCAACGGCCAGAUGUACACGCUCGGCGGCAUGGCCGACUCGCUCUACGAGUACCUGCCCAAGAUGCACAUGCUGCUGGGCGGCCAGGACGCCGCGUACCGCGACAUGUACGUCAAGGCCGCCGACGCCGCGCGCCAGCACCUGCUGUUCCGUCCCAUGAUCCCGGACCCGGACGUGCGGGGCCACGACAUUCUUGUGUCGGGCACCGUCCUGGCCGGCGGCCCCCGCAACGGCGUCAGUCUGAUGCCGGAGGGCCAGCACCUGGCCUGCUUUGCCGGCGGCAUGUUUGCGCUGGGCGGCAAGCUGUUUGACCGCCCGGCCGACGUCGAGGUCGGCACCAAGCUGACGCAGGGCUGCAUCUGGGCCUACGACGCAUUCCCGACGGGCGUCAUGCCCGAGUCCUUUGACCUCGUGCCGUGCCCCAAGCCGAGCGGCUGGCUGGACAAGAUGGCGCUGAUCGCGACGAACAAGGCCGCGUCCGCCGCGCCCGCCGCGGAAAACACCACGGCCUGUCCCUGGGACGAGCCGGCGUGGCGCGCCGCCCAGUUCCCCAAGGACAAGGCCGGCCGCUACCCGCCGGGGUUCGCGGCCAUCCGCGACCCGCGCUACCUGCUGCGGCCCGAGGCCGUCGAGAGCGUCUUUUUGCUGUACCGCAUCACGGGCGACCGGUCGCUGCAGGAAGCGGCGUGGCGCAUGUACUUGAACAUUGAGCGGUCGACGGCGACCAAGCACGCCAACUCGGCGAUUGCCGACGUGACGGUGACGGGCCCCCCGCAGAAGCUGGACUCCAUGGAGAGCUUCUGGUUUGCCGAGACGCUCAAGUAUCUGUACUUGACGUUUACGGAGCCCGACUACUUUAGCCUGGACGACUAUGUCUACAACACGGAGGCGCAUCCCUUUAAGAUUCCGAAACCCGCGGCAGCACCUCUGCCACCGAUAUCAAACGGCAGGGUCAAGGCCAAGACGCACCAGUCGACGGGCCAGAAAGCAGGCAAAACGACAAAAGCGGGCGGCUGA
Messenger RNA from Sporothrix brasiliensis 5110, 1971 nucleotides. RefSeq names its product mannosyl-oligosaccharide alpha-1,2-mannosidase. Bases 1 to 1971 code for a protein of 656 amino acids. Gene Ontology annotation, molecular function: calcium ion binding; mannosyl-oligosaccharide 1,2-alpha-mannosidase activity. The transcript has a single exon. NCBI's taxonomy places the organism in Eukaryota, Fungi, Ascomycota, Sordariomycetes, Ophiostomatales, Ophiostomataceae. Gene Ontology annotation, biological process: carbohydrate metabolic process; N-glycan processing. The record is from RefSeq and is a predicted model, not a curated record. Gene Ontology annotation, cellular component: endoplasmic reticulum; Golgi membrane.